CUUGUUCUGCUGAGCGUUUCUCUUCAGAGAAAAGUUUUGACGGUCCGCAAAGCACCAGAGAUGAGAGAGCAUGGCCAGAUUUUGGACGGUCAGGAGCAGCGCUAUAAUGCAAGCUUGAAUCAAUGGGUGAUGGAGAAGGAAGAGCUGGAGUUCACGAAAAGGGCUUACCAGAAACAGAUUCGGGAAGUCCAGGAGCAGCUAUUCGAUAAACAGAGCAUGGCAGUGGAGAUCCGAAAACAGUUCCUUACCUACAAGUGGGGAGUGAGUACCAACUCCAUCAUCAUCAUCAUCAUCAUCAUCAUUGAUUGAUUGAUUGAUUGAUUGAUUGAUUGGUGUUAGUGAUGAUUGAUUGAUGAUGAUGAUGAUGAUGAUGAUGACAACACAUGGCAAUGAAGAUGGUCUGACAAC
Messenger RNA from Chara braunii, 408 nucleotides. The record is from the annotation of a GenBank genome assembly. Lineage: Eukaryota; Viridiplantae; Streptophyta; Charophyceae; Charales; Characeae.